Chlorocebus sabaeus (green monkey) is the source of this 1749-nucleotide messenger RNA. It is a transcript of the gene BOD1, whose product is annotated as biorientation of chromosomes in cell division 1. The record is from RefSeq and is a predicted model, not a curated record. Lineage: Eukaryota; Metazoa; Chordata; Mammalia; Primates; Cercopithecidae.
GGAGGACAUGGGGGUGCAUGCUAAAAGCACGGAUUGCUAGGUCUCGAUCCGUAAAUACUAGGUCAAAAUCUUUAAGAAAUAAUUCUGGUAAUCUAUACUUUUAAUCAGCUCCACAGAUGACUGUUACAAUCAGGCACUCCUGGGACGUGUUGAUUGAAUGGGAAGUCAGCAGAGAGUGGGCGGGGAAGGCCAGGCGGGUUGCAGCGAUCACGAGGAGUGCGCCUACAAUUCCCAUAUUGCCCCGCGAAAUAGCGACGAGCAAGCCAGAGCCCUGCCGGGAGUUGUAGUUUCCCUUGCUAGGCCGCUGCCUAUAAAGAACGCCGGAGAUGGCUACAGAAAACUUCCCGCCCCACAAUGCAAAGGCCAACGGCGACGCCAUCUAGGGCGCGCCUGGAAUCGAGCAGGCAGUUUCUGCCGCAUCUGCCCCAACCUCUGCUGUCUCAGAGCUGGCCUUCGCCGCCGCCGCCCCCACCACCGCCCCCGCCGCCAUCGCCGCCGCCACCGCCGCCACCACCACCGUCACCUCCGCCGCUGCCACCUUGGGGCCCUCCUCCUUCACCGCCCCGUUCUCCACCUCUACACGUUCAAGGCCUUCUGUCUUGGAGAAGAAGCUAUUAUCGGUCUCCCCUGUGGGCCCGGGGCACAGCCAUGGCGGACGGCGGCGGCGGCGGGGGAGCGGGCGCGGUGGGCGGUGGCGGAGCGGGCCAGGCCUCUGCCGGGGCAGCGACUGGCGCUACUGGGGCCAGCGGGGGCGGUGGCCCCAUCAACCCGGCCUCGCUGCCUCCCGGCGACCCGCAGCUCAUCGCUCUCAUCGUGGAGCAGCUCAAGAGCCGGGGCCUUUUUGACAGCUUCCGCCGGGACUGCCUGGCCGACGUGGACACCAAGCCAGCUUACCAAAACCUGAGGCAGAAAGUGGAUAAUUUUGUGUCAACACAUCUGGACAAGCAGGAAUGGAAUCCUACAAUGAACAAAAACCAAUUGCGAAAUGGUCUGAGGCAGAGUGUGGUUCAAAUAUACCUGACACCUUUUGAAAGCUAAUUUCUGGUGAAGAAGUGGAUUGGGUUACGUAAGAGUGCAACUUCAGACCGAAGAUAGGCCAAGGUCGUCACUGAUCUCAAGAUUUCAACCCUGACUACGGGCAGUGACCAGAUUGAAAGGGGAGCAAGUUCGGCAGUGGGAAAGUUGACUGUGUCGCCCCCUGCAUUGUGCUGCCAUUUGGCCAGCCUGUCCAAGGGCAUGACACCAAGUAGACACUACAGAGAGAAACACUACAGCGACCCAGGGUUGUCCUGAAACAGACUUUUAUACUUGAACAUGGAGACUGUGCGUAGACUUUAGGGUUUGUGUGGUGGAAUCAACGGAAGCUACAGUGAGAACAUAGCCAGUCCCAAAGACAAUUUCAGAGAACAAUGACAGUAAAGUUUAGCUGGGAGUUGUCUUUGACAGUGUUUAUUUGCAAACCAGAUUGUACAAGUCAUUAGCAUCAGAUAGCUUUAAAGUUAUGACCUUCUUGUACAUGAAUCUUCUAGCCAGUUUCCUUUCCUUUGUAAUAGGUAAUGAGACAUGAAAUCCUAGAAUGUGUGAGAAGUUCAGACAGUAGGCAUAAGGAAACUCGUUUGCAGGCUGUCUGUCCAGGGCUGCUUCCUGUCCUGAAGGGGCCAGUGAGUCUUGGGUAUGUUUAUUUUAUCCUCACAUUUGUGUUUUUUUAGAAGUGAAUGGUCAAUAAAUGGCUUAUCUUUCAUAAUAAAA